Molecule: messenger RNA, 675 nt
Organism: Cordyceps fumosorosea ARSEF 2679
Lineage: Eukaryota; Fungi; Ascomycota; Sordariomycetes; Hypocreales; Cordycipitaceae
Exons: 1
Coding region: 1-675 (224 amino acids)
Source: RefSeq, a predicted model, not a curated record
AUGGCCAACGCGGAUGAAAAUGCCGCCCGCAAAGACCGCAUCAUCUCCCACAUGAACCGCGACCACACCCGCGAGAUGAGCCACUACCUGCGCCACUACAACGGCCUCUCCGCGCGCCAGGCCGCCCGCCCCUCCCUCCGCGACCUCUCCCUCGAGGCCCUCCUCAUCCGCGCCGACGGCCUCGACCACACCCUCCCCUUCGCGCCGCCCCUCGCCUCCUGGGCCGAGGUCCGCCCGCGCCUCGUCGAGAUGGACGCCGUCGCCCGCGCCGCCCUCGACAUCAGCGACGUCGCCGUCACCUCCUACGUCGCCCCGCGGCCCGCCGACUGGGCCGUCCUGCUCGCCGUCUCCUUCUACUUCGUCAGCGCCGCCACGCUGCCCUGGACCGGGGAGGGGUCGGCCGCCUGGCGGCUGCUCGAGGCGGCGCGGUUCCCCGGCGGCGCGGCCACGUUUAGAUGGCUGGUGCGGGCGCUGUUCGUGCCGGUGCUGGGCAUCCACGUGGCCGAGUGCUAUUUGCUGGACCGCUGGCGCCUGAGCCGCCACGGCGUGGAGCGCUUCUCGGCAGUCUGGCUCAUGUGGGAGGUGAGCUGCUUCCUCGAGGGGCUGAUGGCCUGGCACCGUUUCGACGAGCUGGUGGCGGAGAAGCAGAGGCAAAAGGCCGCAAAGAAGCAUUGA